This is a messenger RNA of Cooperia oncophora, 915 nucleotides long. The record is from the annotation of a GenBank genome assembly. NCBI's taxonomy places the organism in Eukaryota, Metazoa, Nematoda, Chromadorea, Rhabditida, Trichostrongylidae.
AUGUUGGCUCGCCAGCCGGCGGAAUUACCGCUGUCGUCGAUGGAGGGACCGAGUUUCGGAUGUGCAACUGCAGUGAGUGGCCUGCUAACCGCGACGUCAACGCCGAAGGCGGCAUCAACAUCGUUAACUUCUGAUGUACGUGAUGAUAGCGGCGUGUCAACGAUGGAAUCUGUCUGUAGCAAGGAGUACGACAUGAAUACGACACCGGCCAGAACGUCUACACUACAGACGUUAUCUGAUAUUCUGCUCUCAGAACAUAAUAAUAAUUAUGCGGGUAGUAGUAUGGACGUGGUGAAGCUGUUACGGCUGCGUUCGGUUGACGAUGAGCAGAAUCAGCAAUCAAAUUCGUCAAGCCUUGAAUCGCUAUCUUCACUAGAAAAUCAUCAAGGUAGUCAAGACCCCGAUGGCGAUGGUGGCUCUGGCUCCACCUCAUGCUCAGAAGAUUCGUUUGAGAUGUCAAGUACAUGCAGUAUCCGUGACACGGAUGUAUCGCCCGAGGAAUUGUCGCCUCGAAAAGAAACAAGCCAUCCUCCACAAGCGGCCACCUCAAGUAAACCCAUUAUGGAUCGGGAUUCACGGGAGACUACAUGCGAGUCAUUCAGCUCAAGAGACAGCGAACCAAAUAACUCUACCGCCUCAGCUAAAACUCUGUUGUUUGAUAAGGAAUCGGCUAACAGAUAUUCAAAUCUUCUUUUAUUUCGUCAACCGCCGAGCUCCAUUUCAAUGGACUCAUUCAUGCUCAAAAAUAGUAACAUGGCAGCAAUACGUGAAAGUAUCAAUUUGGAACUACAGAAUCUUGAUACCGGCCUUCCAAAUUUGGAUUUUGAAAAAUUGGAACAGCAGCUCACCAAUGCGGCACGUGAACGUGAAGAACAAGAUCGAAAGCUGUUAGGCGAAGAGGAAUUGUGUUCUUAA